AUGUUCAGCCGGUCGGGAUACCAGGCCCUUCCCUUGGGAGACUUCGACCGCUUCCAGCAGUCCAGCAUCGGGCUCUACGGUGUCCAGAAGGGCUUCUUCUCCUUCAGACCCAAGAAAGAUCCUCUGGGGCCAGCUGGGAAUACCACAGACUCCUCCCAGGGUUGGUUGUCCUCGAUCUGCCAUGGGAUUAUCACUUCCUUGGUCUUCUUGCUGAUGGUCAUCACCUUCCCGAUCUCAGGAUGGUUUGCCUUGAAGAUCGUGCCCGCCUACGAGCGAAUGAUCGUCUUCCGCCUAGGCCGCAUCCGGGCACCGCAGGGACCCGGCAUGGUCCUGCUGCUGCCCUUCAUCGAUCACUGGCAGCGAGUGGAUCUGAGGACAAGAGCCUUCAACGUGCCCCCGUGCAAGCUGACCUCCAAGGAUGGGGCGGUCAUCUCCAUGGGCGCCGACGUCCAGUUCCGGGUGUGGGACCCCGUGUUGUCCGUCAUGAUGGUGAAGGACCUCAUCGCAGCCACCCGGAUGACGGCGCAGAACGCCAUGACCAAGACCUUGAUGAAGAAGACCCUCUGUGAGAUCCAGGUGGAGAAGCUGAGGAUUGGGGAGCAGCUACUGCUGGAGAUUAACGACAUGACCAAGUCCUGGGGCCUAGAGGUGGAUCGGGUGGAGCUGAACAUGGAGGCUGUGCUGCAGCCACCUCAGGAGAAUCUGGUGGGCCCUGUGGCCACCCUGCCACCUGUCCCUGGGCUGGAGGGGCUGGAUGGAACCAUUCAGCAGCUGGCUGCCCAUUUCUUCAGCAACACCCUGGCUCUGGCGGGCAGUGGGACCAGUGCUCCAGAGGCAGCAGAUAGCGUGGAGACAGUGAACAAGGUGGAACCUCCCACCGCAACCCUCCUCACCACCGCCAGCAGCAUGCGGAGGAAGCCCAGCGCAGAGGAACUGCUCUUGGCAGUGGAGCGUGUCCUCUCCGAGGCCCUGGUUGGCCAGGUGGGAGCAUCCUACCAGGUGGACAUCGCCCUGCCCAGCGGCGCCCGGAGCACCUACUUCAUAGACCUCUCCUCAGGCAGCGGGCGGGCUGGCCGCGGCAUUCCGGAGGGCAGCCCCGACGUCGUUCUGGAGGUGGCGGAGAAAGACCUGCAGGACCUCUUCUUGGGCGACCUGCGCCCCUUGAGUGCCUACAUGAGCGGGAGGCUGCAGGUGAAGGGCGACCUGCAUCUUGCCCUGAAGCUGGAGGAGCUUGUCAAGGCGAUGAAGCAACAUCGAUAG
Messenger RNA from Opisthocomus hoazin, 1260 nucleotides. RefSeq names its product stomatin like 1 (gene STOML1). Gene Ontology annotation, cellular component: plasma membrane. The record is from RefSeq and is a predicted model, not a curated record. Lineage: Eukaryota; Metazoa; Chordata; Aves; Opisthocomiformes; Opisthocomidae.